This is a messenger RNA of Erythranthe guttata (spotted monkey flower), 1373 nucleotides long. Its product is annotated as HAD superfamily, subfamily IIIB acid phosphatase. NCBI's taxonomy places the organism in Eukaryota, Viridiplantae, Streptophyta, Magnoliopsida, Lamiales, Phrymaceae. The record is from RefSeq and is a predicted model, not a curated record.
ACUACACAUUAUACAUGUCCCAGCUGGACAUAUUCAGUGGGUCCCACUUUCUUGUCCUUUGUUUGCACAAAUUACCAUUUCUGCCCCUCCUCUUUGUUUUCACAAUCCAAUCUGUACAACCAGAAGAAAUGCCGAAUUUUCUUCUGCAAAUUAUUGCUGCCCCUUCUAUCCUUCUUCUUCAUCGUUUGAUUUCUUCUUCUUGAAUUUUCUCUCAGGUGAAACAUGUAUAUUCAAGAAGGGAAUUAAUAAAAUUGUUAUUAUUUAAUAAAGAGCAAUAGUACAGAAUGUCUGCCUAUGGUCACGAAAUGGAGCGGGAAUUCUCUGCUCAAAGUCUUUUAACCACAGGGGGUUCAGAAAUGGGAAGCCAGUAUACAACCGAGGCAGGAAUUUACAUGUCAUCUUUUGCCGCUACGGUACUAAUUUCCGGUCUCGUCACACUCGGAAUAUCGAUAAUGUCACUACUCGUAGCAUUGACAGUGAUGUUAAAUUCGUGCGAAAAUAAGAAUUCUGGAGUUGUUGAAAUUUACAGAAACAGACAGAGCUACGAUUAUUGCAGGACAUUUGCUCACCAUGCAGAAAUAAACGGAUUAGGUUCCGACAUUUUCCCUCCAAUUUGUGAGGAUAUUAAUACGCAGUACAUCAACGAAGGUCUUUACACGAGAGACUUGAAAAUUGCGGUUGCCAUUGCUGAGGAUUUCUUCAGCACCGUCAGAUCGGAAAUGGACGGUCUAGAUCUUGUGUUGAUGGAUGCUGAUGACUUGUUAUCGGUGUCGGAAACUUUGGUGAAUGAAGAUAUCUUGCAUGAAAGCAACAAGGAUUCAAAUUAUUUGAGACAUUUAUUUACGAUGAAGUUGUACAUAAAACUCCAAUCCCUUCGGUGGAAAUUGAUUUUGUUUACGAGAAAACCCGAGAAACAGAGAAACGCUACCGUAGAGGAACUUGUAUCUACAGGAUGUAAUGGUUGGUCUUCACUUAUCAUGAGAAUGGAUAAUGAAAUGCAAGUGGAUUAUGAAGAGUUUUUAUCAAGACAAAGAAAUAUGCUGCAAAGAGAAGGGUUUCGAAUCAAAGGUGUGAUUAGCAGCCAGAUGGAUGCUCUGAGGGGUCCGUAUUUAGGCGAUCGGGUUUUCAAAAUUCCAAACCCUAUUUUCAGAUAGAGAGACGAAAAAUCAAAUUCAGAUGAGUGAAUCAUCGAGAGAAAUGUGUCGGGGGGUUUACCCCCGGCCAUCAUAGUUUUCGUAUCAAAUGUAUAUAUUGCCAAUUCAGGCAAUUCGUGUGAUCUGUUGUAACAAUAAUGUAAAUUAUGAUCGGAAUGUAAUUUCUUACAAUGAGUUUCAGAUAUAGGGAAGAAAAUACAUAUAGCACUGUAUAAAUGA